AUGUCUCUCGUACAGCCAGUCUGCCAUCUCCCUGGAUGCCUGCUUCCAGUCCCCGCUCCGGCCGUUUCUUGCUCGUCCUGCCUCGACGUCCCCCAAUCCGACAUCGACUCGCUCGGUCCCAACGUCCAAUACUGCUCUGUACCGCAUUUAGAGCUUGAUGUACAGUGGCACUAUGCUGAGUGUGAGGCACGUCAGAAGAGGAGGGCCCUCUUUCGUAUUGGAAGCUUAGUGAACAAGGUAUUCGCAGCAUCACGCCAGGCGAUGUUGGGGAACAUUGUCUUGGAAGUCAGCAAGACAAAAAUCAAUGACAAAGAUGGUUUCCUUGUGCGCUCGGCUUGCUGCUCGCGGCCUAGAGCCGAGGAACCGUUCUUUGCGCAGGAUGUUCCAGAGCACAUUCGGCAGCGGUGGUACUCUUUUGAAAAUUGCGUAUAUUCCGUCGAAGAAGCGACUCCAAUUCUUGCUUGGCUGCUGGAAGAUCUCCGAGUCAUUAUCCACGAACUCUACGUCUCGCCCCUAGCGAUCGAUCCGAUGGAAAAUAUUCAAUUCGUUUCUGAGGACGGCCGGACGAAGAAAUUUUUCCAUACCCAAGCCCCCUAUCACACAAUCCUGAAGAUAUCCACAGAGCCUCCGAGCAGCAGCAUCGCGGGUUGGACAUCAGCGCCUGGAAUCGUAAUUGAUUCCACCUUCAUGCAGUUCGGGUAUGCCGAGGGCUGCGAUGACUGGUUCGCAUAUCAAAACAAGAAGAUCAAUCCGAACGGACCUCGCACGCAUAUUUUUCCAUUUGGCUCUUGCUUUCGGAGCAGCAUGAACCGGAUAAACGAAGCCCCUUUACCAGGAUACUUUCUGGAUACAUCCCGUCGCAUAAUCAACAAUGUCCUUUACGAAAAGAUCAGCGCUGCCGGGGGGCGUAAUGCCCUGCUCAAAAUGUUUUCUCAUGAAGCAUUCCGGAGAGAAGAGCGGAAGAUUAUUUUUCAUUUACAAAAGGCAUUGGAUAAUCGGCGCAAGGAAAUAGACCAGCUUUGGUUUGCGGAUCCGGACGAGGAGAUGGCGCUUCGCUUGCAGAAACUUUGGAGCUUCCUUCCGCCCUGCAAUGGGAUAGGAAACGAAGUUUGCAUGAGAGCGUUGGUAAGGAGGAUCGGGGUAUUUAGCUGA
Molecule: messenger RNA, 1152 nt
Organism: Trematosphaeria pertusa
Lineage: Eukaryota; Fungi; Ascomycota; Dothideomycetes; Pleosporales; Trematosphaeriaceae
Exons: 2
Coding region: 1-1152 (383 amino acids)
Source: RefSeq, a predicted model, not a curated record